Messenger RNA from Amaranthus tricolor (Joseph's coat), 1865 nucleotides. RefSeq names its product indole-3-glycerol phosphate synthase, chloroplastic-like. The transcript is spliced from 10 exons. Gene Ontology annotation, molecular function: phosphoribosylanthranilate isomerase activity; indole-3-glycerol-phosphate synthase activity. Lineage: Eukaryota; Viridiplantae; Streptophyta; Magnoliopsida; Caryophyllales; Amaranthaceae. The record is from RefSeq and is a predicted model, not a curated record. Bases 237 to 1448 code for a protein of 403 amino acids. Gene Ontology annotation, biological process: L-tryptophan biosynthetic process.
UUUCGUGUAUUUCAUUUGACUUCGUUACUCUCCAAUGCCGCCUAUUAUUGCCACCAACUCAUUUAGUCAAAUUUGUACUUCACUUAUUAAUCCCAACAUCUCUUUCUUCCAUUGUUUAACAAUUUUUAAUGUACCAAGUUUGAAUAAUUGAAUUCCAUCACUUAUUAAUCCCAAAUUUGGUUAAUUCUUGAUCGUCAACCAAUACCCAGUAAUCAGGACUGCAACAAUCAUUUCUAAUGGAAAGAUGUGUUUUGCCAUUGAAUCAAUGCCCAAUUUUUACUUCUAGGGUUUCAUUUGAUUCCCUUAAACCCUUCAAAUUAAGCCCUCAAUUUUUCAUUAAUAGAUCCGUUUCUGGCAUUUCAAUGAACAAUCCCAACUGUAAUUCUCUCAUUCAUGCUCAAUCUCAAAAGUCUGGUUCUGGUUAUAUAUCUGCAACACUUUCAUCUGUUGGUGAUACUCAAGAGCGUGCUUUGAAAAUCAAAGAGUGGGAGGCUAGAGUGCUACAAGAGGAAAUGGCGGCUAGUCAGGGCAUUAAAAUUAGAAGACGGCCUCCAACUGCUCCUCCUUCAGGUUACGAGGGUCCUAUUGAUGUUUCAACGCAGGACAUUUCAAACACUCCUCUUGACGUUUUGGAGGAAAUUAUAUGGUACAAGGACUUUGAGGUUUCACAGUUUAAGGAGAAACAUCCAUUUGAUGCACUUGAAAAAGCUGUUGAUGAUGCUCCCCCAACUAGAGAUUUUGUUGGAGCUCUGAGAGCAGCUUACCAGCGGACAGGAGGGCCUGGUUUAAUUGCUGAAGUUAAGAAGGCCUCUCCAAGUAGAGGCAUUCUAAGAGCGGACUUUAAUCCGGUGGAUAUCGCCAAAGCCUAUGAGAAAGGUGGAGCUGCUUGUCUCAGUGUUCUGACUGAUGCGAAGUUUUUUCAGGGAGGGUUUGAGAAUCUGGAGGCUAUACGCAAUGCUGGUGUGAAGUGUCCUCUGUUGUGCAAAGAAUUCAUCGUAGAUGCUUGGCAAAUAUAUUACGCUCGUACCAAAGGAGCUGAUGCCGUUCUAUUAAUUGCCGCUGUUCUGACUGAUCAAGAAAUCAAACAAUUCCUGGCGAUAUGCAAAAAAUUGGGGCUGGCAGCUCUGGUUGAGGUGCAUGAUGAAACAGAAAUGGAUCGCAUGCUUGGUAUUGAAGGCAUUGAACUUAUUGGAAUCAACAAUCGAGAUCUUGGCACAUUUAAGGUGGACAUUGGCAACACUAAGAUGCUUCUUGAUAGAAGACGUUUAGACAUUUUGAAUGAGAAAAAUAUUAUUGUUGUUGGAGAGUCUGGCUUGUUCACUCCCGCUGAUAUUAGUUUUGUUCAGGACGCUGGUGUGAGAGCGGUUUUGGUUGGGGAAUCCCUUGUUAAACAAGAUGAUCCUGCCAAAGGAAUUGCAAAUCUUUUCGGUAAAGAUAUAUCCUUGUGAGUCUAUAUAACUAUAUAUCAGUUGCACUUAGACGAAUGAUGUUUAUCGUGUUCUAUAAACUUGCAAUAUAUUGUCGUUGUAUCGCCUUGUUAUUAGCAUAAUUCGGAAAUUGAAAUAAAAUGAUGUAUCCAAGCAUUAAUAGGGCUUAUGUCCCUUUUCGAUAUAUCUUAAAUUUAGAGAUGUAGUAGUUAGUAUAACUUGUUGUAGAAGUCUUGACUCGGUCCAAAUCUGAUCCGUUGUCAUUCCUGGUUGUACCUUAUCAUUGCUUCUAUAUUUCACAUGUUUGAGGCACUAAAGUGGAAGUUUGGAACCAUUUUGAAGCACUUGGAAAUCUCUUAUUCAUUGUGAUUUAUGUCUAUCAUACAUUCAAAUAAUCAAACAUAUUUUAAUUUUCAAUUUUAAUCUUGUUUUGAUCCA